GAUCUCGUUUUCAAAAUUUGUCCCCGUAUUUUAGUUAUAAUAUUUUAAAGUUCACGUAGCUUGUACAUAAACUCUAAAAUAUCUUAACAUUUCUCAUUAUACAAUUGUCAAAACAUUAAAAAUUUGAUAAAGUUUAAGAUAUUUUUUUGGAAAUCUUUAAAAUUUAAAAUAGAAAAAAUUUAAAUAGUAUGAGUUUUUUCCACUAAGGCGAUUUUUAGUAAAAAAUUUUGGCAAGUAUUAUUUUCGGAUAAUUUUAUACAGCACAAAACUGCAACAUUUGUUACUGCAAUAUUGCUGAAAUGUUGCUAUUUGCUGUAAUAUUGCUGGAAUGAUUUGUGAUCUAUGAAAUAGCAAACAAAAAUGGUUUUGAAUUUUCAGGAUGGCAAGUAAGAAAGAAUGGCGGUAAUCACGCAGAAGUAACACGUUGCGAUUACAUAAAACAAACUUUCUGCGAAGAUGUUCCGGAUUAUCCUCAAGAAUUUGUAAAUCAGAUGCUCGCCAAGAAUUCCAGCUUAUUGCAUUACGCGUACGAGGAUGUUAUUGCUCUGUCACCGCGAUUAGAUAACGAAGAGGAACCACUUUGCCUGUCUAUGGAGCGAUUAAUUCGUCCAAAAACGGCUAUAAAUGUGAAAAAUCAGUGGAUGUACAUUGUUCAAGCAGGCAAAAAUUUCUUUCAAAGUAUUCGCAUCGAAGCUUGUAAAGAACAAGAUGGUAAGUGCAGAAUGAUCGAUAAUUUUGCUGAAGGAUACGUCACGAUGUGCAAACAGAAGUAUAUUUAUCGCGAGCUGUCAGCCAUUUCUGAGGGUGGCGAGAUCGUUCGCGAUUACUUCCGACUUCCUGCGAGCUGCUGUUGCCAUGUUCAGUUUCAAGCCAUUGAAGAAAAAGCGAGAAUAAGAUCGAUUUCAUAAGAUAUCUUCAGCCUUAUACGAAAAAUGUAUAAGAAUAUAUUUAAGAAAAUAUUUAAGCACAUUUAAAUGUUUCUAAGCGUUAUUAUUUGCGUGGAAAUAAAUAGUUGGCCAUCAGAUUUCUUCGACGUAUCCGAAAAAAAUGAUAGCUUUUGUUUGUACUAAGAUCCUUGCAGAACGUUGUACGCUGAAUAAGAUAUUUUGAUGAUCUAAAAAAAUGAAAAUUAAAAAAUAUUAUAAUCAAGAUAUAAUUAUUUUAUAUUUAAUUAAAAACAUUUUUAACCCAAAUAUUAU
This is a messenger RNA of Atta colombica, 1199 nucleotides long. RefSeq names its product protein spaetzle-like. Lineage: Eukaryota; Metazoa; Arthropoda; Insecta; Hymenoptera; Formicidae. Gene Ontology annotation, cellular component: extracellular region. The transcript has 4 exons. Gene Ontology annotation, biological process: regulation of Toll signaling pathway; central nervous system formation; innate immune response. Bases 492 to 908 code for a protein of 138 amino acids. The record is from RefSeq and is a predicted model, not a curated record. Gene Ontology annotation, molecular function: Toll binding; growth factor activity.